Onychomys torridus (southern grasshopper mouse) is the source of this 4875-nucleotide messenger RNA. RefSeq lists its product as uncharacterized. Gene Ontology annotation, biological process: proteolysis; DNA integration; virion assembly. The record is from RefSeq and is a predicted model, not a curated record. Gene Ontology annotation, molecular function: RNA-DNA hybrid ribonuclease activity; aspartic-type endopeptidase activity; zinc ion binding. Lineage: Eukaryota; Metazoa; Chordata; Mammalia; Rodentia; Cricetidae.
AUGGGACAGUCGGCCGCCAAGUCUGCCUCCACCCCUUUGUCCCUAACCCUCUCUCAUUGGUCGGCAGUGACGGACCACGUGUUGAACCUGGCGGUUCGGGUGAGGAAAGGGAAAUGGCAGACUUUCUGUUCGUCUGAAUGGCUCACCUUCAGAGUCGGGUGGCCGGUAGAUGGUACUUUUGAUCUUAAUAUAAUCAGAGCAGUCAAACAAAAAAUCUUCAUUCCAGGUUCACAUGGGCAUCCGGACCAACAAGCCUAUAUCUGGGUCUGGGAAGAUUUAGUUGUGGACCCGCCUAAGUGGGUCCGGUCAUUUCAGACCCCCCCACCACCUUACAGAUCGCCGCCACCGCCGCCACCAGUGGGGGCAGGAUCCGGACCUGCCCCUGUCUCCCCUUCGUGGGCUGCACAGGGCACCCGCCAGAGAAGGGCACGCCCUCAUGAUGAGGCCCCAGUCACACUGCCCCUACGCCCUUACUGGCCAUUUUCUUCCUCAGAUUUGUAUAACUGGAAGAAUAAUAACCCACCCUUUUCUGAAGACCCCUCCCACCUUACUGGACUCCUAGAGUCCGUCAUGUUUUCCCACCAGCCUACGUGGGAUGAUUGCCAGCAACUUCUGGGGGUCCUUUUCACCACAGAAGAAAGGGAACGCAUCCUCCUGGAAGCUAGGAAGUUGGUCCCUGGACUGGACGGGCGGCCAACUCAGCUCCCCAAUCUCAUUGAUGAGCACUUUCCCCUGCGGCGCCCAACGUGGAAUCCGAACACUCCGGAAGGUAGGGAGCAUCUGUCCCUCUAUCGCCAGACUCUAAUGGCGGGUCUCCGUGCAGUGGCCAGAAGGCCCACUAAUUUGGCUAAGGUAGGCGAGGUUCUUCAAGGGCCUGAAGAGACCCCCUUUGCCUUUCUUGAGAGACUCAUGGAAGCAUAUAGAAGGUAUACACCCUUUGACCCACAGUCAGAGGAAUUGAGGGGAGCAGUGAGCAUGGCCUUUAUAGGGCAGUCUGCCACAGAUAUACGGCGGAAGUUGCAAAGAUUAGAUGGGUUACAAGGGCUGAGCCUGAGGGACCUGGUUAAAGAGACAGAAAAAGUCUAUUAUAAGCGGGAGACGGCGGAAGAAAAAGAGGCUCGGUUAGAAAAACAAAGAGAGGAAAAAGAAAAAGAGCAGUGAAAACGCCAAAAUCGGGAUCUAACACGGAUUCUUGCAGCCUCGGUAAGAGACGGCCGGGGCCGCGGGGGUGAGGAGGAGGAGGUCGGGGAGGCCGUCCUCCUUUGGGAACCAAAUCAAUGCGCCUACUGCAAAGAGGAAGGUCAUUGGAUCAGAGAAUGCCCGAAGAAGCAGAAAGGGCGGGGCCGGCAGGUCCUCGCCCUUGGGGACUGAGGGAGUCAGGGUUUGGACCCCCUCCCCGAACUCUGGGUAACGUUUGAAGUGGAGGGGACCCCAGUGGACUUUGAGGAGGACACGGGGGCAGUCUAUUCAGCCAUCAAGCAUCCACUAGGCCCUCUGUCUACCCGAAAGUCACUGGUCCAAGGAGCAAAUGGAAGCAGAGAGAGACCCUGGACCACCCAGAGAACAGUUAACUUGGGAAAAGGUACUGUGCAACAUUCUUUUCUGGUCUUACCUGACUGUCUGGCACCCCUAUUAGGUAGAGACCUCUUUACAAAACUGGGAGCUCAGAUCUCCUUUACCUCUCGGGGCCCAGAAUUAAAAUUUGCCCACUCGAAAGUAGGGGACCUCCAUCUCCUCACGCUAGAACUCCCAGCUGCUGAGGAAUACCGGUUGUAUGGAGCGGUAGCAAAAGCCUCUGUAGCCACUGUUUCACCAUACAACGAGGAGUGGAUUCAUAGGUUCCCUAACGCGUGGGCAGAGAUAGGGGGCCUCGGACUGGCUAAGGAGCAACCCCCGGUGGUGGUCACCCUCAAACCCACCGUGGUACCCAUGCGAGUAAGACAAUACCCGCUUAGUCGAGAAGCCCGAGAAGGCAUAAAACCCCACAUCAAGAGGUUUCUGGAACUGGGCAUACUGAAACCAUGUCAAUCAGAGUGGAAUACUCCGCUCCUGCCGGUAAGGAAGCCAGGAACAGAUGACUACAGACCAGUCCAGGACCUGAGAGAAGUAAACUCCCGGGUAAUAGACAUUCACCCUACAGUGCCCAACCCUUACAACCUCUUGAGUACCUUACCUCCAGAGCGCAACUGGUAUACUGUACUGGAUUUAAAGGAUGCCUUUUUUUGCCUCCCCCUCCACCCCGAUUCUCAAAAGCUCUUUGCCUUUGAAUGGUCAGACCCUGAAGGAGGGGGGACAGGGCAACUGACAUGGACCAGACUUCCGCAAGGAUUUAAGAACUCUCCAACUAUCUUCGAUGAGGCCCUACACCGAGACCUUCGGGAGUAUCGAGAAAACACCCCUGAGGUCACCCUCCUCCAGUAUGUAGAUGAUCUACUCCUGGCAGCUGAGACUCGGGACGCCUGCAAACAAGGGACUGAGAAACUUCUGGAUACCCUGGCCAGCCUGGGGUAUAGGGCGUCUGCCAAGAAGGCACAGAUCUGCCAAAACAAAGUCAUCUUCCUCGGUUACUCCUUGGAGGGAGGAAGGAGGUGGCUCACCGACGCUCGUAAGUGAACUGUGGCCAGCAUACCUGCUCCAAUGGACCACUGGCAGUUACAUGAAUUCCUGGGCGCAGCUGGGUUCUGCCGGCUUUGGAUUCCAGGGUUUGCUGCCAUCACAGAGCCCUUCUCUCCCUUGUUAAAAGAAAAGACCCCCUUUGUCUGGCAGGAAGAACACCAGGCUGCAUUCGAAAAGUUAAAGAGGGCACUCUUAUCCGCUCCGGCACUUGCUCUCCCGGAUGUGAGGAAGCCAUUCACUUUGUACUUGCAUGAAAAGGGUGGGGUGGCGGUCGGCGUCCUAGUACAAGCCCUCGGUCCGUGGAAAAGACCAACCGCUUACCUAUCCAAGCGGCUAGAUCCUGUGGCCAGGGGAUGGCCAAUCUGUUUAAGUGCGGUGGCCGCGGCAGCCAUGCUGGUGCGGGACGUGGACAAAUUAACUUUGGGACAGCAUCUGACUGUUAUAGCUCCCCAUGCAUUGGAGAGCAUUGUCCGCCAGCCGCCUGACCGAUGGCUUAGCAAUGCUCGGGCCACAUAUUAUCAGACGACUCUUCUGGACUGGGACUGCAUCACCUUUGGGCCCCCAGCUGUCCUAAACCCGGCCACCCUCCUCCCAAUUGCUGAACAAGGAGAGGAGGGGGUGCCGGUUCACGACUGUGGUGCCAUUCUGGCAGAAGAAACCGAGGUCCGGACAGAUUUAACAGACCAACCGCUGGCCAACCCUGACCUGAUAUGGUAUACAGAUGGCAGCAGUUUCCUAAAUGAGGGCCAGCGGAGAGCGGGAGCGGCAGUAGUGGACAAAAAUAAGGUCAUCUGGUCUAGCAGCCUCCCAGAGGGAACCUCAGCUCAAAAAGCCGAAUUGAUUGCGCUCACCCAAGCACUUACCAUGGCAGCCGGUAAACCGGCUACCAUCUACACAGACAGCCGGUAUGCAUUUGCAACCGCACAUGUGCAUGGGGCCAUAUACAGGGAGAGGGGACUGUUAACUUCAGCCGGAAAAAAAAUUAAAAAGAAAAAAAAUGAGGCCCUAUUAGAGGCUGUAAUGUUGCCCCGAGAGCUGGCUAUCGUACACUGCCCUGGGCACCAAAAAGGGGACUCCCCAGUGGCCGCGGGAAACAGAAAGGCCGAUCAAGAGACAAAGGAGGCUGUCCUCCGGGAUCCAAGGAGCCUGACCAUUCACGCCUCAACUCCGGAGGAUUCAGCUCCUGAAGAGGCUCCACCCCCGGAACUUCUGAAAGACACUCUGGAAAGGAUCCACAAAUUAACCCAUCUGGGCAGCAAAAAAUUGAUCCAGCUGACUGCAGAAGAUAAGACUCUCUCCCCAUCUGAGAAGAAACAAAUGGCAGAGAAGGUGGUAGCUGCUUGCCGGGCCUGCCAGCAGGUAAAUGCAUAUCCUGGGAAACUGGCCCCCGGAAAAAGACUACGAGGAACCCGCCCUGGCCAGCAUUGGGAAGUAGACUUCACCGAGGUAAAGCCAGCUAAGUGUGGCCUAAAGUACCUGCUAAUGUUUGUAGAUACCUUUACAGGAUGGGUAGAAGCCUACCCCACCAAAAAAGAGACUGCAGCAAUAGUCGCUAAGAAAAUCCUGGAAGAAAUCUUCCCAAGAUUUGGACUGCCUCAGGUAAUUGGGUCAGAUAAUGGCCCAGCGUUCGUGGCCCAGGUAAGGCAGGGACUGACAAAAAUACUGGGGAUGGACUGGAAGCUGCAUUGUGCAUACAGACCCCAAAGUUCUGGACAGGUAGAAAGAACCAACAGAACCAUUAAGGAGACCUUAACCAAAUUGACCAUGGAGACUGGCUCUAGAGAUUGGACAAUGCUCCUACCGUAUGCCCUCUUUAGAGCUAGAAAUACCCCUGCCUUCAUGGGUCUUACCCCCUUUGAACUGCUCUUUGGGUGUGCACCCCCAGUUAAGAACCUAACCAUCCAGCAAGGAGAAAUCAUGCCUUCCCCUCUGUCUGACAGGCUGCAAGCCUUAGCAUCUGUCCAGCAUACACUGUGGAAGCAGCUGUCCGCGGCGUACCAACCCGGUGGGGACAGCACUGCCCAUCAGUUCCACGUGGGGGACUUCGUAUACGUCCACAGACACCAGCAGCAGACUUUGGAACCCCGGUGGAAGGGACCAUACCAAGUCCUGCUGACCACCCCGACGGCAGUCAAGGUGGACGGGAUUGCUGCCUGGAUUCAUGGCUCCCAUCUCAAACCUGCCCCUGUCCCUGACCUGGAGGCUGAUCUGGACUGGACUGUGGAGCGGACUGAGCAUCCCCUCAAGCUCUGCAUUAGG